Messenger RNA from Dendrobium catenatum, 2657 nucleotides. Its product is annotated as putative pentatricopeptide repeat-containing protein At5g52630. NCBI's taxonomy places the organism in Eukaryota, Viridiplantae, Streptophyta, Magnoliopsida, Asparagales, Orchidaceae. The record is from RefSeq and is a predicted model, not a curated record. The transcript has 2 exons. Bases 34 to 1824 code for a protein of 596 amino acids. Gene Ontology annotation, molecular function: RNA binding; protein binding; zinc ion binding. Gene Ontology annotation, biological process: RNA modification.
UAUAUCGUUCAUGGAGCAUGCCUCCUUCCUUGGAUGGCACUCCAUCUCCAUCCCUCCCCUACACCUCACGCCCUCUGUAAUCUCCUCCUCUCUCUCUCCGCCGCCGGCGACCUUCCCCGUGGCCAACAACUCCACGCCCACCUACUCAAAUCCGGCCACACCCCCUCCUCCUCCCCUUCUUCCCCUCUCUUCAUCCUCUCCACCCACCUCAUCACCCUCUACUCACGGUGCUCCCUCCCCCUCUUCUCCCUUCGAGCCUUCCUCGACCUCCCUUCCCCAACCUCUUCCUCCUGGUCCGCUCUCAUAUCUUCCCUUUCGCGCAACUCCCUCCCCUCCCUCGCCCUCCUCACCUUCCGCCGCAUGCUCGCCGCUGGCCUUCCCCCUUGUGACCGCACCCUCCCAUCCGCCGCCAAGUCCCUCGCCACUAUCUCCGAUCCAUCAGCCUCCGCUGCUCUCCACUCCCUCGCGUUAAAGUUUUCUCUUUCUCCCUACAACGUCUUUGCUGCUUCCUCUCUGCUUGACAUGUAUGCCAAAUGUGGACGCUUGGCGGACGCCCGCCAGCUUUUUGACGAAAUUCCUGAACGAAAUGUUGUUUCCUGGUCAGCACUUAUUUACGGCUACGCCCAGUUCGCCGGACUGGAACACGAAGCCCUUCACCUCUUCCGGGCCGCUCUUCAGCCCGGCGGCUGCGGCGUCAAUGAUUUCACGCUCUCAUGUAUCGUCCGUGUGUGCGCCGCAGCCACCCUCCUCGAGCUCGGCUCCCAGGUACACUCCCUUUGUUUCAAGACCGCCUACGAUGUCUCCCCUUUCGUUGGCAGCUCACUGGUUUCGCUUUACUCAAAAUGCGGCCUCGUGGACAAUGCCUACCAGGUGUUCCACGAAAUGCCGGAGAGAAACCUGGGCGCCUGGAACGCCGUGCUUAUGGCUUCCGCUCAGCACGGCCACAGCAGCCUCGCCUUCAACCGUUUCCAGGAGAUGCAGCGCCUUUGCCCUCAUUCACCCAACUUCAUCACCUUCCUGUGCCUCCUUACCGUCUGCAGCCACGCCGGCCUUGUCUCCGAAGGCCGCCACUACUUUGCCCUGAUGUCCAACUAUGGCAUCGAACCAAAUUCAGAACACUACGCCGCAAUGGUUGACAUUCUUGGUCGCGCCGGCAAGCUCAAGGAAGCCAUCGCAACCAUUGAAUCCAUGCCCGUGACUCCAACUGAAUCAGUUUGGGGUGCGCUGCUCACCGGCUGCCGCCUCCAUGGCGACAUGGAGACUGCGGCCUAUGCCGCAGACAAGGUGUUCGAUCUUGGUUGUGAGGGCUCUGGUGCGCAUAUGCUGUUGGUGAACGCCUAUGCAACCGCAGGCCGCUAUGCCGAGGCAGCAGAGGCUCGGAAAGCAAUGAGGGAUAGAGGGGUGAGGAAGGAGACUGGGCUGAGCUGGUUGGAGCUCGAUCAAGGAAAAGUUCAUACCUUUGUUUCCGGCGAUCGUUCGCAUUCGAGGAUGGAGGAGAUAUAUGGCGUAUUGGAGGAGGUGGGGAAGAAGAUGGAAGCAAUGGGGUAUGUGGCAGACACGAGCUGGGUUGGAAGGGAUGUUGAUGGCGAGGAGAAGAGGAGGAGCGUUGGUUAUCACAGUGAGAGGCUGGCGAUUGGGCUUGGGUUGCUUGCAGUGGCUCCGCCGCGGCCGAUAAGGGUGAUGAAGAAUUUGAGGGUGUGUGGUGAUUGUCAUAAUGCUAUAAAGUAUUUGACAAAAUGCACGGGGAGGACUGUUAUUUUGAGGGAUAAUCGUAGGUUUCAUCGGUUUGAGGAUGGGAUUUGUUCUUGUGGGGACUAUUGGUGAUCUAUCUUUCUUGAAGGCUGGUGUUGGAAUUCGUUAAGUUCAUUGGAUCACAGUCAGUGAUUACUUGGAGGAUCCUAUAGAGAAAGCAAGGAGAAAAUGGUGAGUAAGAGGCUUUCAUUACCAAAGGAUUAAUCAGGCUAAGGGCGUGUUUGGUAUCAGAUUUGCCUGUUGUUUUUAGUAUGAUUUAGCGUAAAUCCAGCCAAACGCAAUCCGCGCCGCUGUAAAUCCGGCAAAACCGUAAAUCCAUGAUUUACUGCAUAAAUCCAGUAAAUCCGUCUAAAUCCUAAUCUCAUUCCUAUUCAAAUUUAACGAGUUGCGGAACUUCUUCCUGCAGCGCUCGUGUAAUCUGUUGCCAAACAACUUCUCUGGAUUUACAGGAUUUAAAAGUUGUCAUACCAAACACUUUUCAGGAUUUAUGAGCCUAUAAUAUAUGAAACCCGGAUUUACAGGAUUUAAUAAAUCCUAUUAAAAUUGAAUCCAAUCCUAUACCAAACACCCCCUAAGCGUCCGUUCAAUCAUCUCAUUUACUCAGCUUAAAGAUGGAAAUUGGGCUAAAAAGCUAACCAUCUGCCCCUGGGACAAUGGCUUCUAUUCAUAGGCUCUGUUAAAGGCAUCACUGACUCUUCCUUUGUUAGGAUACUGCUAGAAAGAGACAGCCAUGACUUUCAGAAUUGACUGAGUCCAUUGUAGACAGGUCCUGCUUGCUGUUGUAAGUGGAUGAAACAUGACAAAUUUUUUAUUUUUUUUGGCAAGUAGAUGGGCAAUUUUGUGUAGGCUGGGAAGCAUUUCAAAGCAUGAAAGUUAAAUGCACAGUGAAGCAAAUUUUCAAGACA